CAGCAACCACGACAUACCCACGACAUGGCGAGCGCCAAGCGCAAAAGAGAUGAUCAGGAUGCUGAGGAUACGACCCCAAGGAAGUUGCGAACGCAGCCGGUCGAGGACGAGAACGAUUCCCUGAGCGAACUUGAGGCCCAGACGCCGUCAAGACGAGGCAGGGGGCUUCUAGCUGAAAAUGGAACUCCUCGGUCCAUCCUGAAGAAGUCUGGACUUGCGAAUGAACUCAAUGCUACCCCAAAAUCAAACCGCCGCCUCACGUUCACGACGCCCACCAAAGCCGCAGGCGACGAGACCCCAAAUGGCACGCCCACCAUAGUCCGCAACGCAGACCGCAGCGCUCGCCGUAAAAGCAACCGCCAGUUGAUCGAUCGCACCAUCAAUGGUGAAGAUAGCGAGGAUGAGGUGUUGGGAGAGGAGGACGCACUCGCUCAGCAAAUCUUGAGCGAAGAGGAGGAUGGGCAGACCGAAAAGCGAGAUAAAGAAGCCGAUGCUCAGGAGGCCAUUCCUGUGCCAGAUACACCGUCAAAGCGCCCACGAGGACGACCGAAAGGCACUGGGAAGAACCAGUUGGCAGCGAAGGCAAGAAAGGAACGGGAGCCCUCGCCGCCUACGGAGCUGCCGGCACAAGAACAAUACUUCUGGCAGAACCGUCCUGGAGGAAACAAGACCUCCAACAACACCUUGACCUCGCAGACUCUAUUGAACCAUGAUGAGUACUUCGACACGAUGAAGUCUUGCGUGGAUCGUCAUGAACCUGAGAAAGAAUUCCUGCUGGAGCUGCACAGCCGAGCGUAUGACCAAUGGAUAUUUGAGCUGGAGGAAGGCUUCAAUAUCUGUCUCUACGGAUACGGCUCAAAGCGCGCCAUCACUAGCAAUUUCACGGCACAUGUGUACCAACAUCUUCUAGAUCAAGCACCGUACAAGGGAACCAAAAGGACGCCCAAUAUCGUGGUCGUCAACGGGUACACGCCAAAUCUGACCCUGAAAGACGUCCUCACAACGAUCGCAUCCGCCACCAUUCCCAAGGGAUUGAAGUUGCCCAAUCAGAUAUCUUCUCUCUUGGCUUACAUCCUGGAUACUCUAGCCAGGGACCCUCCACCUCAUCCUCUGUUGGUCGUGAUCAACUCCAUUGACUCGGCCAAUCUGCGAAAGUCUCUGGUCCAAUCAACAUUGGCUGCAUUGGCCGCGCAUCCCUCCAUAAACAUUUUCUGCACGGCGGAUACGCCCAACUUCCCUCUGCUUUGGGACGUAGGUUUGAAGGCUCAGUUCCAAUUCUUGUUUCAUGACGCGACGACCUUCGCACCUUACAGCGUGGAGAUAGAUCCAGUAGAAAUCGUAAACGAACUCCUCGGACGCAGCGGCAGAAGAAUAGGCGGACGCGACGGUAUCGGCUUCGUGCUGAAAUCCCUGCCCCUGAACGCACGAGCGCUGUUCCGCAUCAUCGUUACUGAACAAAUCAAAGCGGCGUACAUGGACGACGAAGACCAAGACGAUGAGGAUGUCACUGCCACAUCACAAAGCAAGAAGAAGAAGAAUGCGCCCCGCACCCCGUCAGAAUCUUCGCAAGGAGUCGAGUACCGUAGGCUAUUUCAUAAAGCCAGGGAUGAGUUUGUUUGCACAAGCGAAGUUGCUUUCCGAACGCUGUUGAAGGAGUUCCACGAUCAUCAGAUGAUCGAAAGUAAGAAGGAUUCGAUGGGAACGGAGAGGUUGCUUGUGCCUUUUCGCACGGAGGAGUUGCAGAUGCUGCUGGAGGAAUUGCUGUUGGAAAACGCGUUCUAGCUGCAUAUAGUAUAUACCCACUCAAUGCAUC
Paraphaeosphaeria sporulosa is the source of this 1813-nucleotide messenger RNA. RefSeq names its product ORC2-domain-containing protein. NCBI's taxonomy places the organism in Eukaryota, Fungi, Ascomycota, Dothideomycetes, Pleosporales, Didymosphaeriaceae. Gene Ontology annotation, biological process: DNA replication; regulation of DNA-templated transcription. Bases 25 to 1782 code for a protein of 585 amino acids. Gene Ontology annotation, molecular function: DNA replication origin binding. The record is from RefSeq and is a predicted model, not a curated record. The transcript has a single exon. Gene Ontology annotation, cellular component: nucleus; nuclear origin of replication recognition complex.